AGUGCGGCGGGAAGAACUUCCACCUGGUGCACAGCUCGGCCGACGUGGCCAGCGUGGUGAACGGGACCCUGCGCUCGGCCUUCGAGUACGGCGGCCAAAAAUGCUCCGCUUGCUCCCGCCUCUACGCCCCGGACUCGCUGUGGCCCCAGAUCAAAGAGAAACUGCUGGAGGAGCACAGGAAGAUCAAAGUGGGAGACCCCGCCCAGGACUUUGGGACGUUUUUUUCUGCGGUGAUCGAUGACAAGUCUUUUGCACGGAUAAAGAAGUGGAUCGAGCACGCCAAGAAGUCGUCCAACCUCACCAUCCUGGCAGGCGGCGGCUGCGACGACAGCGUCGGGUACUUCGUCGAGCCGUGCAUCGUGGAGAGCAAAGACCCCCAGGAUCCCAUCAUGAAGGAGGAAAUUUUUGGCCCGGUCCUCACGGUGUACGUCUACCCGGAGAAGCGGUACAAGGAGGUCCUGGAGCUCAUCGACACCACCACGCCCUACGGCCUCACGGGGGCGCUCUUCGCCCAGGAGAAGAGGAUCAUCGACGAAGCCAGGAACCUGCUGCGCAACGCGGCCGGCAAUUUCUACAUCAACGAUAAGUCGACGGGCGCCGUGGUGGCUCAGCAGCCCUUCGGGGGCUCCCGCAUCUCAGGCACCAACGACAAGCCCGGUGGCCCCCACUACAUCCUGCGCUGGACGUCUCCCCAGGCGGUCAAAGAGACCCACGUGCCGCUGACGGACUGGCGCUACGCCUACAUGCAGUGA
Leptosomus discolor (cuckoo roller) is the source of this 752-nucleotide messenger RNA. Lineage: Eukaryota; Metazoa; Chordata; Aves; Leptosomiformes; Leptosomidae. The record is from RefSeq and is a predicted model, not a curated record.